Messenger RNA from Oreochromis aureus, 1221 nucleotides. RefSeq names its product guanine nucleotide binding protein (G protein), gamma 10 (gene gng10). The transcript is spliced from 3 exons. Gene Ontology annotation, molecular function: G-protein beta-subunit binding. Gene Ontology annotation, biological process: G protein-coupled receptor signaling pathway. Lineage: Eukaryota; Metazoa; Chordata; Actinopteri; Cichliformes; Cichlidae. The record is from RefSeq and is a predicted model, not a curated record. The coding region runs from base 145 to 351 and encodes 68 amino acids. Gene Ontology annotation, cellular component: heterotrimeric G-protein complex.
AAGAAACCCAGCCACUCUGUUCCUGUCCAGCAUUUGCUGCCCAUUAGUGAAGGCAACUGCUGAGAGCAAAAGACUAAAGAGACGUCUUUUUCCCCCUUUUUCCUUCCCAAGGACAUUUUCUCUCCCAAAACAAUUACAAACAACAUGACCUCCAAUUCCAAUUUAUCCAACAUGCGACGGCUGGUAGAACAACUGAAGCUUGAGGCCAGUGUGGAAAGAAUCAAGGUGUCCCAGGCAGCUGCAGAGCUCCAGCAGUAUUGUCUGCAGAACGCAGGAAAAGACGCCUUGCUGGUUGGAGUCCCCACAGGCAGCAACCCUUUCAGAGAACCACGCUCUUGUGCCAUAGUGUGAAGUGGAAGACAAAGUGGAUACAAGUGGCAUCCCACUCAAUGAAGAUAUUAAUUUUUUUUAUAGUUUUUUUUUAUAGUGUAAUAGAUUUAAAUUUCAUGUUUUUCUAAAAAUAUUUUUACACAGUUUUGUAAAUCAUCUUUUUUUUUUUUUUUUGCCAAACACAUUAAAGCAUAUCACGUGAACGUGCAGUCUUUUCAGUUUUUCUUUUAAAUUGCUUUUACAAAGGUAGCCCUGUGAAAACGCCAUUUCUGCACCAAACAGUCAUACAGUGAUUAUCUGUAAAGUUUUCAAAGCGGAUGUUUGUUGCUGAGCUCUAAAUUAUGCCUUGGAAUCUCGUGGCGUCUGCGCUUCCUGAUGUUCAGUCUAAGUCAGGAACACAGCCAGAGAGAGGAAACUGGGUCUUCCUGUUCAAAACUGCAAAGACAAAAUGCCACUUUUCACUUAUCCUUUGAGCUUUUUAAAACUUUUGGAUGUUCCAGCUCAAGAGAAUGCUUAGAUAAAAUAAAAUAAAUGAACUCUGUGCAGAAGGUGCUUUACAAACUAUAUAAAAACCAUGUUGUUCAUUGUAUUUGUGUGCGACAGUUUACAUAAGUCGUUUUCUGUUUAGUCAGUUUAUUUGUAUAUUUUAUUUUAAAACAGAACUUCUAUUUUUUUUGAUAUGUCUAAAUUGUUUAAGAAACUGUUUAAUCCUCCUAAAACAAGCCUAGCCAGUCAUGAGACAGCUCUGCUUUAUCACUUCCUUUUCCUGUCACUGCAUGGGCGAGUCUCAAUAGCUCUCCUGUCAUGAUGCCUCCUUUGCUAGCAACCUUUGCUCUGCAAACAAGGCUUUAGCGGUUUCUGCAGAUGCUGUAAAUAAACUCCUAGUUCUCA